Molecule: messenger RNA, 1848 nt
Organism: Blastomyces dermatitidis ER-3
Lineage: Eukaryota; Fungi; Ascomycota; Eurotiomycetes; Onygenales; Ajellomycetaceae
Exons: 7
Coding region: 1-1848 (615 amino acids)
Biological process (GO): transport
Molecular function (GO): transporter activity
Source: RefSeq, a predicted model, not a curated record
AUGACGAGCCUUUCCGGCUCCUCUGGAGGCACAGGGUCUAGUCUGGCUAAGGUCACAGUCAUCAUUGCAGGUGUGGCAUCUUUAGUGGCUACAUUCAUAUCUCUCAUAUCGAUAUGGCUUCAAACAAAAAAUUAUCGGAAACCGUUGCUUCAGCGAUAUGUCGUGAGGAUACUUUUGAUGGUUCCAAUAUACUCCAUAUCGUCGUGGGUGAGCAUAAUUUCGUUGAAAACUUCUGCUUUUAUAGUACCAAUCCGUGAUAUCUAUGAGGCAUUUACGAUAUAUACAUUUUUUCAACUCCUUAUCAACUUAGUUGGGGGAGAACGAGCUCUUAUAGUCAUGACACACGGACGUGCGCCGGUGCAGCAUGCUUGGCCCCUCAACCAUUUUCUUCGAAAAGUCGACAUUUCCGAUCCACACACGUUCCUUGCGAUAAAGCGUGGUAUUCUACAGUAUGCAUGGUUAAAACCUAUCCUUGCUUUGGCUUCCAUUAUCAUGAAAGCCACCGGGACAUACCAAGAGGGAUAUCUUGGUCUCUCCUCUGGAUAUCUAUGGACUGGGAUUAUUUACAAUAUAAGCGUCACACUUAGUCUUUACUCGUUAGCACUGUUCUGGGUGUGUAUGCACGAUGAUCUCAAGCCGUUUCGCCCCGUCCCUAAAUUUCUUUGCGUCAAACUCAUCAUCUUUGCUUCAUAUUGGCAAGGGUUUUUUCUCUCGAUCCUACAAUGGCUUGGCGCUUUACCCAAUGGGGUUGCAGGUUAUAGUCCCGACAACCUUGCAGCAGCAAUCCAAGACAGCUUGAUUUGUUUCGAAAUGCCUCUCUUUGCCCUUACCCACUGGUACGCCUUCUCAUGGCAUGAUUAUGCUGAUACCUCUGUAUCAGCGGCGCGGAUGCCAGUAAAGUUCGCGAUUCGGGAUGCAUUUGGUAUCCGGGAUCUCAUCGAAGACACCAAAGAAACUUUUCGCGGAGAAAACUAUCAGUACAGGAUAUUUGACUCCGGUGAUAAUGUAAUGGCACAUGAGGAAUCCGAGUCACGUCUAGCCAGACUGAUGGAUGGUAUGAGAUAUGAAAGGGGCGGGAAAUCUAAAUAUUGGAUUCCCAAACCAGGUGAAGCAACAAGUCGGACGCCUCUCUUAAGCUCGCCAGCCUGCAGUCGAAGGAACUCCCAAGGCUGGGCCAAAAGAGGCAGCGCAAAUAAUGGAAGCCUUAAUAAUGAUGAUCCCGAAAACUUGACACUCGAUGAAGAAGACGAAAGGCUCUUUGUGAAUGCGAGAGCCUUAGAAUUCGGAGAUUACAAUUAUCCAGUGAUAACGGCCAAUGAGGUACCACCCGACCAGCGACUUCCACGACGGACAAGGCCGUCCGUCUCAACCCCGCGCCGAAACCACACCGAAACAAGCUAUGUGAAGAGAGCAGCUAAACAUAGGAACAGACGCAUUCAUGGUGACAAUGAAGCGUCAGGGAGUUCAUCGGGCCGUAGGUCAGAUCGUAAACCAAAACGGCCUAUUAACGGGAACAAACAUCACAGUAGCUCCAGCAUCUCCUCUCAGUCCCGUUUGAGACGGAGCCAACUAGUUGACCUCGUGGAUGACGUUGGAGAAGCCGAACGCCAGCGGUUUGAGAGGCCUGAAGAAGGAGGACAUAACAUAGUUAACGAAGCUCGUUUAGUUGGUCGGUCCGUAAAUGCGAAUGGCCAACAUGAAAGCACCGAAAGCAGGCCCAUCGCCCAGCAGUCGAUGGAACAAGGCCACUCAGUCGAUGAGGAUAAUGAGGCAGACACCGAAAGCCUCGCAGGGAGAAACAUGACAUACGGGUCAUUCAAUGAAGAACGCGACGCCUGGGGUGGAUGA